Racocetra fulgida is the source of this 334-nucleotide messenger RNA. Lineage: Eukaryota; Fungi; Glomeromycota; Glomeromycetes; Diversisporales; Gigasporaceae. The record is from the annotation of a GenBank genome assembly.
AUGAGACCUGCAAGUGCAUUAUACCAAGCGAUAAACGCAGUGAUAAUUCCGAGAACACCACCGAUUUUAGUGGAGACUGAUAAUGGUUUGGGAGUAACAGAAGUAUCGGUAGUAAAGGCACCAAUAGUAAGCAGCAAGAAAGUGAGAGUCAAGAAGAAGAAGAGAGCCAUUAUUCCACCAGUUGAACGGAAAGUGGCCAAGAAUAACAAAAAAGUAACUGAAAAAGCAAACACCAAAGGUGUUGCCAGUCUUGAAUUCCCACAUGCCAGCCAAAAGCUGUACGAGACCUCCAUAGAACAAGGCCAAACCAAGAGUGAUACUUGGGCUCUGGACA